AUGGAUAUGGAUGUUCUUUGGUUGCGCAAACCAACAGAUGUUAAAAAUGAAUAUUUAACUAUUGACCAUACCGAAUGGGUUGUGGAUUGGAGUCUAGAAGAUAUGAUGGAAAAUGUAUACUCUGAAGGUUAUGAUCCUAAUUGUAUCACUUGCGUGGGCCCUAAUGUUUUAACAAAGUUUGUUAAAGAGCAUCGCACUCUAGUAAAUAAAUCUGGCAUUCAUUUGCUUCCUGUUUAUUUUCAUUUUCCAUAUCACUAUUUUACAACCGUCGAAUUGAUAACUCGACAUGAAGCGCCACUUGAAAAACUUUACAACUUAUCGCUUUCAUCAUGGUCUAUUCAUUGGUUUAAUCAUGCUACACGAUCGUCUAAAAUUGAUGAUGAAAGUGUACUUGCUACGGCUUUUAAAAUGUUUUCUUUAAGCGUAUCAGAUACAAAAUUAACUUUGCAAGGACCAAAGAAAUAUCAAUAUAAUUUUUCAAAUAUAACAGAUCAACUAAAUCAAAUA
Racocetra persica is the source of this 507-nucleotide messenger RNA. The record is from the annotation of a GenBank genome assembly. Lineage: Eukaryota; Fungi; Glomeromycota; Glomeromycetes; Diversisporales; Gigasporaceae.